CACAAGGUCUUACUGUCAAGAGUGUGAUGUUGGCCUGUGUUAUGACCAGUGUUUCAUGGACUACCAUACCCUUCUACACUUCUGAAGCUCUCUGUGACUAAGGGUGAGCAAAGAUGCUAAUUUUGUACACUGUUAUAACAAGUGUGUAAAUAUAUACUAGCCUACUACUUUCUCGCUUAUCUAUACCUUUAUCACGUAUUGGGAGUUAGAUACAAAGUAAAAAUACGGCAGGUGGGUGAUACGGGCGCAACAAGGCUGCCCCGCCACCUGCACCUUGACACCCAACAUGCAGCAGAGCCUUGUCCCAAAGUUUCAUGUAAUGUUGAAUUUUAUGUUGCUAAAACAACUGAUGCUCUAUUCAGGAACAUCCUAACACAACACUCGUGUAUUAUACGCUUAAACCACUGCCUGGUGUGUGAUGCUGACGCCAGUCAACGCCGCACCUCCCUCCCCACCACCAGCUGGAUGACGCGCGGAGCAUAACCCCCUCUACUGAGUACUAAAUGGCUAUGGGGCCGGGGCUAUCAGGGUGGGUGAACCAGGGCACCAGCAACACGCAGCAGCCCCUCCACACGGCCCACAGCACCCCGCCAUGGCCCACAACAACCACCACAGCAGCAGGAGGAGAUGAAAGUGGAGGUGCAAAUGGAGGGGUUCAUGAUGAUGAGUGCUGCAGGUUCUGCGGCUACAAGGGCCAGGCUCCGAAACAUCUGAAGAAACACCUGCGGAUUCACACCGGGGAGAAGCCGUUCCAUUGCCCCGCCUGCAGCUACUCCUCCGCCCAGACAAGUAACCUGAACGGGCACAUCAGGAGACACCACCCGGCCUUGUGUCAGGCGCGUGGUCCGCUUUCCUCAAGCAGACCUGUAAGAGAUGCCGUGAGAAGAAAAGGCACGUGUUUGCAGGUUAGGAUGCCAGGAGUUGUAAGUUCUCCUGAUGAAGAUUAUACCCCAACCACUGAUGAUGCACCCAUGAUAAAGAAGAGAGGAGUGAAGACUGGCACCAAACGAGGGAAGUACACUAAAAUCUGCGCAAAAGACAGUGCAACAAAUAUAAUCCUAAAAGCAGCUGAAAAUGACGAGAACUGGAAGGCUGUAGCAGAGGCCAACGGCAUCCCUAUUCAGACAGCUUACGGGUGGAUACGACGAUCAGGUGAACAAAGAAAAAAACGCGGUGGUCGUCGAUUUACAAAAGUUGGUGAAGAGCAUGUUGAAAUGAUGAUAGAAUAUGUGCGGGAAGAUCCACUUAUUACACUUCAGGAGAUUUCUGCCAAGCUCGCUUUGGAAACUGGCAUUACUGUUAGCACGAACACUGUGCACAGGCAUUUAGAAGGCCAGCUUUACACAGUGAAAAAAAGACUCCCAGAACCUGCUGCUAUGAAUACAGAGGAAAAUAAACAGAAACGGAAAGUGUAUGUGGAAAAAAUCAUGAACAGAAUUGGGCGCGGGAAAACAGUUAUCUACAUGGAUGAGACAAAUGCUAAUCUUUUCCAUCGACGAUCUCAAGGGCAUGCACGCAAGGGCUUGCAUUGCAUGCCUGAAUGUCCCACAUCAGAAGGACAAAACAUUCAUAUACUUGGCAGCAUGUCUCAGCACGGCCUGCUGUACUGGGAGCGUCGACGGGGCAGCUACAAGAAAGAAGACUGCCAGGAAUGGCUGCGAAGAAUGCUACGCACAAUUACUGAGCCUCUCUACAACAUUGUUGUUGUGUGUGACAACGCACCUGUUCUUUCUGGCAUUGAAUACAUUGCAGAAGAGGAGGAGUUCAUGGGGGUAGAAAUAGUACGUAUGAGUCCUUACAGUGCUCCACUAAAUCCAACAGGAGAAUGCUGGAGUGUCAUGAAAGCCGCCAUGAAGCGAGAUUUGGCUGAAAAUUCUGCAUCGCUUAUGGGCACCCCCCCUGACAUGACGCAGACGGAACAUCGUAUCCAGUCCCUAGAACACUGCAUUGAUAACGCUGUUACCAACAUCACACCCGUCCUCUGCCUGAACACUUGCAACCAUGUACAAAAACAUUUUUCUGGUGUGAUGCAGAUGAAGGACUUGGACGAUAACUGAAUGGAUUGUCAGUAAUUUUGAGUGCAUUUAUGCUGACAUGUAAUGCAUAGUUGACUUUGAUCUCUUCCUCUACAUAUUAUUGAUGGUAUUAUUAGUCUCAUAAAUAUACCGUACUAUGUUA
Eriocheir sinensis (Chinese mitten crab) is the source of this 2178-nucleotide messenger RNA. RefSeq lists its product as uncharacterized. NCBI's taxonomy places the organism in Eukaryota, Metazoa, Arthropoda, Malacostraca, Decapoda, Varunidae. The transcript is spliced from 3 exons. Gene Ontology annotation, molecular function: nucleic acid binding. The coding region runs from base 504 to 2057 and encodes 517 amino acids. The record is from RefSeq and is a predicted model, not a curated record.